Messenger RNA from Vicugna pacos (alpaca), 525 nucleotides. Lineage: Eukaryota; Metazoa; Chordata; Mammalia; Artiodactyla; Camelidae. The record is from RefSeq and is a predicted model, not a curated record.
GAAAAGUUAUUUGAGGUGGCACAUGUUUCUUCAGAAAUUCAAGAUGUGUCUCAUAAAGAUGGACCAAGUGGCUCAGGAAACUCCAGUAGAUCUCUAUUGUGUGGUCAAACAUUUUCUGGGGAUUUGGACAUGAGUUUUCUGAUUGAAGAAAAUGCUUUUCAGACUUUGUCUGAAGAAUCCUUGAUAAAAACACCAUGUUACACAUAUUGUGUCUCUGAACCAGAAGAAGAUAAUGAUUUUCGUUCUCUGACAUUUCCAAGAAAACUCUGGAAAAUAGAUUGGAGUGACCAACUUAAAUCCAUCUGGUGGGGUGUUAAUGGGUCUUCCGUAGUGAAUGAUGAAGAUGUCUUGAAGAAGGAAGAUUUGGAAAGAAAGGCCCCUUUCAGAAUAUUUGAAACUGGAAGUAUGAAAAGUUUACUUAGACAGCUUAACUUUUAUGGGUUUAGGAAAGUGAGACAGAAUUUUCAAAUGUGUGCUUGUCUAGCUGACUUUCCAGCAGAAGAAAAAGAAGGGUCUGUAUUAAGA